Messenger RNA from Cokeromyces recurvatus, 615 nucleotides. Its product is annotated as thioredoxin-like protein. Gene Ontology annotation, cellular component: cytoplasm. The record is from RefSeq and is a predicted model, not a curated record. The transcript has 4 exons. The coding region runs from base 1 to 615 and encodes 204 amino acids. NCBI's taxonomy places the organism in Eukaryota, Fungi, Mucoromycota, Mucoromycetes, Mucorales, Mucoraceae.
AUGUUUUAUCUAUUUUUUCUUAUUCAUAGUUUACGAGAUUUAGAAACUUUGUCGGAUGAUGAAGCUCUUUUUGCCGAAUUAGAAAACGAGGAAGAUAAUGAUUUGAGCGUUUUACGUGAAAAAAGAAUCAAAGAGAUUCAAGACGAAAUUAAUCGACGUGCAGCUAGAUCCGAAAAUAAUCACGGAUUAUAUACUGACAUUACAAAAGAGAAAGAAUUCAUGGAUAUUACCACGUCUGAAAAAUAUGUAGUAGGUCAUUUCUAUCAUAAGGAUUUUAGAAGAUGUAAAAUUAUGGAUACUCAUCUGGAGAAACUAGCAAAGAAAUACUAUGAUGCCAGAUUUAUAAAGAUUGACGUACAGAAUGCUCCCUUUUUAGUGGAAAAACUCCAAGUUCGAGUUUUGCCGUGUGUUAUAGCAUGGGUGGAUGGUUACGCGCAAACAAAAAUUGUAGGCUUUGAUGCACUUGGAAAUACAGACAGUUUUCAAACAGCCGCUUUAGAAUUAAAAUUAAUUCAUGCAGGUGUCAUCAAAAAGAAAGAGGAAAAAGUGCAAAAUAAAAAGAAAUCAAUUUUCCAAUCAAGUUAUGAUACAGAUUCAGAAUUAGAGGACGAUUAA